Salvia miltiorrhiza (redroot sage) is the source of this 929-nucleotide messenger RNA. RefSeq names its product ferredoxin-A-like. The coding region runs from base 258 to 701 and encodes 147 amino acids. The transcript has a single exon. The record is from RefSeq and is a predicted model, not a curated record. Gene Ontology annotation, biological process: electron transport chain. Lineage: Eukaryota; Viridiplantae; Streptophyta; Magnoliopsida; Lamiales; Lamiaceae. Gene Ontology annotation, cellular component: chloroplast. Gene Ontology annotation, molecular function: electron transfer activity; 2 iron, 2 sulfur cluster binding.
UAGAUGUAGGUAAGCUAAUUUUGAGAAUGCUAAAAAAAAGAAAAAAAAGAAAAGAAGAGAUAAUGAAAAUGAUAAAACGUACCACAGAAAGGCGCCACGUAGCGGAUGAGCCCUAACCAAACCCACAGACCACACACACUAUUUCUACAAAGCCUCUAUCCUUUUAAUUUCAGGAGAUCACAGAUUUCCUUUUCAUUUGUAUUUCCAAUUCCCCCACACACACCACACACACUCCCUGUCUCUCUAAACUCUGAGCAAUGGCAAGCCUCGCAAGCACAAUGUUCAGCGCGGCCGUGGUCCCCCGCAAGCCGGCGAUGGGCACGACGAGCCUCCGGUCCCUCCCGAACCUGAAGCAGGCGGCUCUCUUCGGGCUGAAAUCCGGCGGGCGCAGGGGCGGAGCGACGUGCAUGGCGACGUACAAGGUGAAGCUGCUAACUCCGGAGGGAGAGGUGGAGUUCGAUUGCGCCGACGACGUGUACAUCGUGGACCAGGCGGAGGAGGCCGGGAUAGAUCUGCCCUACUCGUGCCGCGCGGGGUCGUGCUCCUCGUGCGCCGGCAAGGUCGUCAGCGGCAGCGUCGACCAGUCCGACGGCAGCUUCCUCGACGACGAGCAGAUGGACUCCGGCUGGGUGCUCACCUGCGUCGCCUACCCAACCUCCGACGUCGUCAUCGAGACUCACAAGGAGGAGGAGAUCGCCUAAUUCAUCAUUUCAUUUCUCUCUCUCUCUCUCUCACAUGAGUCACGGACUGAUUUCAUAAUAAGUAAGAUACAAUUUGUUUUGUUGUAUAAUUUUGAUUUAAACGUCUUUGCAACUCCACUUGUUUCUCAUAUAUGUCUUCUCACUCUCUUCUUUUCGUGUCUAUUUCUUUACUGUUAGCUGACGAUGUUUAGUUCUAAAGAUAUCCAUCCGUCUCAAGUUGUUAAAUUA